Messenger RNA from Lachancea meyersii CBS 8951, 1182 nucleotides. NCBI's taxonomy places the organism in Eukaryota, Fungi, Ascomycota, Saccharomycetes, Saccharomycetales, Saccharomycetaceae. The record is from the annotation of a GenBank genome assembly.
AUGCCUCCAAAGAAACAGGUUGAAGAAAAAAAAGUGCUUUUGGGCCGUCCAGGUAACAACCUGAAGGCCGGUAUUGUUGGUCUUGCCAAUGUCGGUAAAUCGACCUUUUUCCAGGCUAUCACCAGAUGUCCGUUGGGAAACCCAGCAAACUAUCCAUUUGCGACCAUUGACCCAGAAGAAGCUCGUGUGAUCGUGCCAUCGUCCAGAUUCGACAAGUUGUGCGAAAUCUACAAGCCAGCUUCAGAGGUGCCUGCGCAUUUGACCGUCUACGAUAUCGCUGGUUUGACCAAGGGUGCCUCUGCCGGUGAAGGUCUUGGUAACGCGUUUUUGUCGCACAUCAGAUCCGUCGACUCCAUCUACCAGGUCGUGCGUUGUUUCGACGACGCCGAAAUCAUUCACAUCGAGGGUGAUGUCGACCCAGUUCGUGAUUUGGACAUCAUCAACACCGAGCUAAGACUCAAGGAUAUCGAGUUCUCCGAGAAGCACCUGGAAAACGUGCAUAAGAUCACUAAGAGAGGCGGUCAAUCGCUCGAGGUCAAGCAAAAGAAAGAGGAGGCCGCUUUGGUUGAGAGAAUCAUCGAACUCUUGAAGUCGGGCCAAAGAGUCGCCAACCAGACGUGGUCCACCAAAGAGGUCGAAGUCAUCAACAGCAUGUUCUUGUUGACCGCCAAGCCCUCCAUCUACCUGAUCAACCUAUCUGAGAAGGACUUUAUCAGAAAGAAGAACAAGCACCUGCUCAAAAUCAAAGAAUGGAUCGACAAGUACUCUCCAGGCGAUUUGAUCAUUCCUUUCUCGGUCUCUUUGGAAGAGAGACUGUCCCACAUGAGUCUAGAAGAAGCCGCUGAGGAAGUCAAGAGAAUGGGUGUCGAGAGCGCAAUGCCAAAGAUUAUCACCACCAUGAGACAGAAACUGGACUUGAUCUCUUUCUUCACAUCUGGUCCCGAUGAAGUUCGUGAAUGGACCAUCCGUAAGGGCACCAAGGCCCCACAAGCCGCCGGAGUUAUCCAUAAUGAUUUGAUGAACACUUUCAUUCUCGCACAGGUGAUGAAAUACGAGGACGUGGUUGAAUACAAAGACGAAGUUGCCAUCAAGGCAGCUGGUAAGAUGCAACAGAAGGGUAAGGAAUACGUGGUUGAAGAUGGCGACGUUAUCUACUUCAGAGCCGGUGCCGGUAAAAACUAA